This is a messenger RNA of Ilex paraguariensis (yerba mate), 1391 nucleotides long. The record is from the annotation of a GenBank genome assembly. NCBI's taxonomy places the organism in Eukaryota, Viridiplantae, Streptophyta, Magnoliopsida, Aquifoliales, Aquifoliaceae.
CUCCAAUAGAGACGCGCGCGCGUACACAGUAUCUCUCUAUACCCAUCUUGGGACUCGGUUCUGACAACGGAAUCAAUGGCGGCCGCCGGAGCCUCCACCUACCGAGAUCGGACGUCAGAAUUCCGAUCUCUCUCGGAUACAUUGAAGAAGAUUGGAGGAACAGCGGCUGCCUCAAACGAAUCACAGAGCCUCCCAUCCACAUCCAAGCCAAACCCAACUGCGUAUAGAUCCGAAUUCAACAAAAGGGCUUCACGAAUUGGAUUGGGCAUCCACGAAGCCUCUCUGAAGAUCUCCAGACUGGCCAAACUGGCUAAACGGUCAUCUAUUUUUGAUGAUCCGAUCAAGGAAAUUCAACAAUUAACUGCCUUGAUAAAAGACGACGUCACAGCCCUUAAUAUAGCAAUUUCUGAUUUGCAAACCCUUCAAAACAUGGAGAUUGCUGAUGGAAUUUUUUCGGAAGAUAGAGUUGUUCAUUCUAAUGCUGUAUGUGACGAUUUGAAGAACAGACUUAUGGGUGCUACAAAACAGUUUCAGGAUGUAUUGACUACUAGAACAGAGAAUAUGAAGGCUCAUGAAAACAGGAAACAGAUAUUUUCCACAAAUAUGUCAAGAGAGGACCCUCUAAGGCAACAUGCAAAGACUGUGACAGAGCCACCCCCUUGGUCAAGUUCAUCUAAUUCAUCAGGGGGUUUGCAGCCAUCAGAAUCACCAUUUAAUGGAGUUCAAGUUGGAAACCAACUGAGACGGAGGUUAGCUGCAGAUAACACUCCAUCCCAUCAGAUGGAAGUGUCCAUGUUGCAGCAGGUGGUUCCACGGCAAGAGAAUUACUCACAAGGUCGGGCAGUUGCUCUCCAAAAUGUGGAAUCCACAAUUUCCGAACUCAGCGGGAUCUUCACACAUCUGGCUACAAUGGUUGCACAGCAAGGAGAAUUGGCUAUUAGGAUUGACGAUAACAUGGAGGAGUCAUUGGCAAACGUAGAAGGUGCUCGCAGUGCUCUGUUGAAGCAUUUAACACAAAUAUCAUCAAAUCGGUGGCUCUUGAUCAAGAUAUUUGCUAUUCUGAUAUUUUUUCUAAUGAUCUUCAUCUUCUUUCUCGCCUAAAUUGUGGCGAAGGCGAACUGAUGGUUCUAUUUUAUCUUCAUCCGGUAUUCCGCUCCUCUAUGUCUUCUUUCAACCCAUUAUAGCUUGCUCGUCUGGUAUAAGCUGCUCAAUAUCUGGUACUGCAGUGUACUGUUAUGUUCUGUAUUCUUUUUGUUGUGUAUAUAUAGUGAAUACUCCUAUUUUUCCUAUCUGGUGGCAUUAUUUCUCACUUGUAUUUUUUUUUUUUUCUGGUUAUAUUUUGCAGUUGUAAAUGACUCUUUUCCUCAUAAAUGGAAAUGAUCAGAUUGAAG